Capsella rubella is the source of this 1097-nucleotide messenger RNA. RefSeq lists its product as uncharacterized. NCBI's taxonomy places the organism in Eukaryota, Viridiplantae, Streptophyta, Magnoliopsida, Brassicales, Brassicaceae. The transcript has 8 exons. Bases 17 to 937 code for a protein of 306 amino acids. The record is from RefSeq and is a predicted model, not a curated record.
UUUGGUUCGGCCGGAGAUGAAGAUAGGGGCAGUCCGCGAGAGUUGGCUUACACGGACUCCGGUACUUACUCCGGCGGUCUGUGGCUCAAUUCGCCGGAACGGAAAGCCGCAGCUUGGGUUUCCUCUCUCGAACAGGUUGUCCCGUGGUGUGGUUCUGGCUGUUCAUGGUGGGAGAGGAUAUGAAUCUCCAUGGGAUGAGAAACCCUAUGAAACUCUUCCUACUGGUAAAAGGGUUUAUGUUGAUGAAUCUGAUGUUGUGACAUUUCUUGAUCCCCCAAAGGAGUUGAUUCCAUUGGACCCUGCUUCAUAUAACCCGGCUGCUUAUCUAUGGAAAAAGAUUGAAGACAUCCCUGAAGAGAGGCGCCACCAUUUGCUGCAAUUAUUAGAGCCGAGGCUUAUAUCCAGAGCAUGGGAAAUAGCAAGCACUCGUUACGACAAUCCAAAGUUAGCCAAAAUGACUGCAUCCAAGUUAUUCUCUACUGGAGAUGUGGAAAUUUCACUUGAAUACUUUAGCUGCCGAACAAGUCAGGGUCCACUAAUCAUAUCUUGGAUAAAUUUCUUCAAGAUGGCUGUGUUUCGCUCCAACAACGGUCAGACCUAUGGGCGUGUUUGUGGUGGACCAGUAGUUUCCACCGUUGCCAAUGCUUUUAGUCCACUAUACUUUGAGGUCACAGAAGCUAUGGAAGUAAUGGCCACAGAGGAACCCUGUGAUGUAGCCUGCAAAUUCGGCGAUGGGCUUCUUGCUAUUGAAGAUUACCCACAAGGCUUUCCUCGUCCAUCAAAGCAUCCGUACCCAUUCAACGACAGUGUCAUCAUAUACAUACGGCAUAUUGGGCCGGGUGUAUGCGUAGGACAGGCAUGGCAAGAAGGUAAAGAACUGCAACAAGUGCCUCAAAGAUUAUGCUCUGACAUUCUUAUGGUCAAACAAUACAGAUGAAUGAUUCAGGGAGGCUCUCUUGUUAGCUUAGAUUCAAGCUUUACGUUAGCUUGUAUUUGAAUUUUUUAAAGAAUCGGUAAGACUAACUUGUGUAAGAUUCUGAUAUCCUUUUAUGCAACAAAAAGCAAAAUUAAUAACAUGAUGACUCAAUUCUGAACUA